UGAUAGCGCAUCAAAUUUUCCUCUGCCGUAUAGUACUUAUUCCGCCAUUGCAAAACAAACCUUGCUUUGUCACGCGUGGAUACCGGUGUGUGUGUAUAUCUGGUUUUGGGUCAAGAGGAAUCAUGUUUCUUACCAGAUCUGAGUAUGACCGAGGUGUUAACACCUUCUCGCCGGAGGGACGACUAUUCCAGGUGGAAUAUGCCAUUGAGGCAAUCAAACUUGGAUCAACUGCAAUUGGCAUCCAGACAGGAGAAGGGGUUGUCCUGGCAGUGGAAAAAAGAGUCACGUCCCCCUUGAUUGAACCUUCCAGCAUUGAGAAGAUUAUGGAAGUUGACAACCAUAUAGGGUGCGCCAUGAGUGGUCUCAUUGCUGAUUCCCGGACACUGAUCGACAGAGCAAGAACAGAAGCACAGAACCACUGGUUCACCUACAAUGAGAAGAUGACCGUGGAGAGCGUGACCCAGGCAGUUAGUAACCUUGCCCUAGCCUUCGGUGAUGAUGAUGCAGACCCAGGUGCCAUGAGUCGACCAUUUGGAGUAGCACUGUUGUUUGCGGGUCUUGACAAGAAGGGCCCACAGCUGUUUCACAUGGACCCCUCUGGGACCUUCAUCCAGUAUGAUGCCAAGGCCAUCGGGUCUGGGUCUGAGGGAGCCCAGCAGGCACUGCAGGAGGUGUAUCAUAAGUCUAUGACAUUGAAGGAGGCAUGUAAGUCAGCUCUGACGAUUCUAAAACAGGUGAUGGAGGAGAAACUUAAUUCCACAAAUGUUGAGAUGUCGACAGUAACGCCUCAACGCAACUUCCACAUGUUCUCUAAGGAGGAACUGGAGGAUGUUAUAAAGGACCUGUGAGAGAUGCUUCCUGAUGUAUGUCUGACUCAGUCAGCCCACAGAUCACAGUGCUUACAACAUGUCCCCACAGUCUCUCUUCAUAUACACACAUCUUCUUACCAGUCCAAUUUGGGCAGAGAGAAUGUAAAACUGCUUGACACAGAAGUUUCAUUUUCUGCAGUUUUCUUUUUGUUGAAAUAUCAACUUUCCAAGAGGCAUUCAAACACCCAAUUUCAAUUAUCUCAAUCUGAGAUAACCUUAUUUGUGAUCAUUGCAUCUAAAUGAAAUGUGCAGCUUCACAUGUUUGGUAUUCAUUAUUUUGCUUUUUGAUGUUAUCAUCAUUAAGUUUCCCUUUCAUCUUGUUCCAAACUGUGUCCCUGGCUGAAGAAUCACAUGUAUUUGAUGAGUGCUUGUGUGGGCUUUGUUGUAGAAGUUAUCAUCAUUUCAGUGAGAAACAUGUGCAUCCUAUUACAGUAAUUACUUUCAAAGAAAGUAAAUAUUUAGAUCAAUUAAGUCAAAAAUAUUUAAGGAGUGUCCAUUGUUUCCGAUGUGUUGAAAGUUUCAGGACAACUGGCAACAGGAUGAUGUUAUUUGUUACUUGACUGCAAUUUGUGUACAGCUUUGUGAUCGCUGACAGAUGCUGUCUUCAUUUCCAUGCUCUUUGCAAAUCACUUGUACAACAUUGUGUGAGCACAAUGUAAAUAGUGUAUUUUGAUGGUGGACUCAAUAUUAAACAUUAUCAUCAA
Molecule: messenger RNA, 1573 nt
Organism: Haliotis rubra (blacklip abalone)
Lineage: Eukaryota; Metazoa; Mollusca; Gastropoda; Lepetellida; Haliotidae
Product: proteasome subunit alpha type-5
Exons: 9
Coding region: 123-848 (241 amino acids)
Biological process (GO): proteasome-mediated ubiquitin-dependent protein catabolic process
Cellular component (GO): nucleus; proteasome core complex; proteasome core complex, alpha-subunit complex
Source: RefSeq, a predicted model, not a curated record